UACGCCUUCUUUCUUCCUCUCCAAGCACCGAAGCACAAUACUUCCUCCUCCAGUCCUCCUUCCUGUUUACACGGUUCUUAGAGAAGCUGGGUUGCUAUUCUGAAUUAAACGGAGAUGUUCGUUUCAAGGGUAUUUUCUAGGAUUUCGAGGAACCUCUUGAAUAACGCCCGAGGCGUCCUCGUCUCUUCUCGCCAAGAGAAGUUGUCGGUUAUCCCCUAUGGCUUUCAUUCUAUUCGUGAAUCAACUAACAAUUGGUUUCUGAGCCAAAUGACUUGGCAUUCUUCAGCACUUAAUACCUCAUUGUCUCAGCGAUUUGGGUUCUCAUCUGCAUCUCCCCAACCCAGUGCAAAGGAAACAAACCAGACUGGAGAUGAACAUGUGAGUGGCACCCCUGCUAAUGCUGAGGCCACAAAGACAAAUGGAGAUGCUAAAGUGCAAGAGAAAACAGAAGAUAAUGAGGAUGAGCUAUCCAUUGAUGAUCUUGUAAAGCUUGUUGCUGAAAAGGAAGAGCUACUAAAGAUGAAAAACAAGGAGAUUGACAAAAUGCAAGAUAAAGUUCUCCGUAGUUAUGCAGAAAUGGAAAAUGUUAUGGAUAGGACAAGACGUGAAGCAGAGAACUCCAAAAAGUUUGCUAUUCAGAGCUUUGCAAAGAGUCUGUUAGAUGUUGCAGACAAUCUUGGAAGGGCAUCUUCAGUAGUCAAAGAUAACUUUUCAAAGAUUGAUGCAUCUAACGACACUGCUGGAGCCGUGCCACUUCUAAAGACACUUCUGGAAGGUGUUGAGAUGACUGAUAAGCAGCUUGUAGAGGUGUUUAGAAAGUUUGGAGUGGAGAAAUAUGACCCAAUCAAUGAGCAAUUUGACCCUCAUAGGCAUUAUGCAGUCUUCCAGAUUCCAGACGGUUCUAAGCCUCCUGGAACCGUUGCUGCUGUUCUAAAGUCUGGAUACAUGCUCUACGACCGAGUUAUCCGGCCAGCUGAGGUCGGUGUUACCCAGUCUUUGGACAAUGGAGCUGGUGAAAGUUCUGAAGCUUGAAACAGGGUUUGUCUACUUCGCUGGUCAUCCCAUGAUCAUCAGAUGUUCCUUUGAGAAAUCUUGUAAUUGUGAGAAGAAGAGAAGAAAGAACUAGUGUUAGAUCUAAACCAGAUCAGUUUUAGCCUAUACUAUUUUUGGUCAUAGCGUGGAGAAAAUUUUGCUCUGUUUUAUUUAUUUAUAGCAAAUAGUGCGACAGAAUAAUUCAAAGAAAAUUUUGAUUGAAAUUAUUAAAUUACUACAAUUUAAAACCUAA
Messenger RNA from Nelumbo nucifera (sacred lotus), 1285 nucleotides. RefSeq names its product grpE protein homolog 2, mitochondrial. NCBI's taxonomy places the organism in Eukaryota, Viridiplantae, Streptophyta, Magnoliopsida, Proteales, Nelumbonaceae. Gene Ontology annotation, cellular component: PAM complex, Tim23 associated import motor. Gene Ontology annotation, molecular function: protein-folding chaperone binding; protein homodimerization activity; adenyl-nucleotide exchange factor activity. Gene Ontology annotation, biological process: protein import into mitochondrial matrix; protein folding. The record is from RefSeq and is a predicted model, not a curated record.